Molecule: messenger RNA, 7376 nt
Organism: Cyprinodon tularosa
Lineage: Eukaryota; Metazoa; Chordata; Actinopteri; Cyprinodontiformes; Cyprinodontidae
Product: basic helix-loop-helix domain-containing protein USF3
Exons: 7
Coding region: 215-6928 (2237 amino acids)
Molecular function (GO): protein dimerization activity
Source: RefSeq, a predicted model, not a curated record
CAUCGCCUCCUCUGCACGGAUUUAGGUGUAUCUAGAUUGUUUUGAGAGAAGAGCUGAAUGCUCUGCUUGCUUAACUCCAAAUGUCUAAGUUUUUAUUGGAACACAUAUUUGAAAAAAUGCCAAAGUUAGAGGACAGACACAGGCAGGACUUAAGGUCCAGUUGUUGAAUGCGUUAUCUGUUGCCCUUAACCAUUCAGGCAACUGUUAAAACAGGAUGCCAGAGAUGACUGAAACUAACACAACUGGUCGAAAACCCAAAAAGAAGAAAAACAAAGAAUCCCAUAAUGCAGUCGAGAGACACAGAAAAGAGAAAAUUAACGCUGGGAUUAAUCGCAUCGGGAAUCUUCUACCAUGUUCGCAGGCACUUAAACAGAGUAAGAACAUGAUAUUGGACCAAGCAUUUCACUACAUCACUGAGCUCCAGAAACAAAAUGAUACGUUGCUUCUGGAAGGUGGAGAUAAAGUCCAAGCGGAAGAGAUCCGACGGCUGCGGCGCCAGUUGAACGAUUUGAGAAUGGAGAGCGCUCACUACAUCGAGCUCCUGAAGGCUCAUGAUAUCAACUUUUUAGAGGACCCAACUGCUCACUGGAAGGGAAAGCACCGCUGUGCCAAAGUGGCUAAAGUUACACCUACCCAUCAGCCCCCAAAAAGCAUUGUUGUUUAUUCCAAUGGCAAUGUGAUUGGCCCUACAGGGAAACAGGCGAGCCCCGGAAAGAAGCCCUCUGAGAUAAAUCAUCCUUCCUCUGACACCGGAUUACAAGUUAACGGAGCUUUGCUGCAAGUUAAUACUACAUCUACCACGCCUUCACUUCUCCCAGGCUCAGCCGCUCAGUCUACAUCAGCUCUGAGGGUGUUGGAGCAGUGUGUGAUUGAAGCACCUGCUGUGGCCCCUUCUGUGUCUUACAUCACCCUACAGAUCCCUGCAGCCACCACAUCCCUGCUCCAACAAGCGCAGCCUGAUCCUCCACCUCAGACUGUUCCCUUGGUAGCUUCAGUCUCACAGCAUCCCACUGAAAGCAAUGUUCUGUCUGUGUCCACUCGCACUACAUCGACCCAAACUAUAACCUCAGAACCAUCUGGUAGUUGCUCUUUGGUGACAAAGGAGAGCACCAUCAGGACUGUUGGUUACACUGCCGUUCCUGCCAGUCAAACUGUUCUAAGAGCUGGAGCUGCAGGCAGCACACAGACCACCUGGACAACACUGCAGAUGGCAGGGAACACGGUGCAACCAGUUUGCCAGAGUCUCUCCGCUCCAGAGGUCAGCAGUACCACCCAGACGGUCCAGCAGUUUGCAGUUUGCCCUUUGGGCAGCAAACCCUCCGUUAAUCCUGUUCAAAUACAGCUGCAACCACAUGUGCCGGUACCACAGGCACCUAUUGCAACCCAUUUCCCAGCUAAUCCGUUCAAAAAUGCUCCUCAGCUACAACCCGCCGUUUUAAACCGGCCACAGCCUGUCUUGAACCCCCAACCUCAGUGUGCAGUUUUACCCCAGUCGGCCAUAGUGCCGCAGCCAGCUGUGUUGGCUCAUCCAGCUGUCAUGUCACAGGCCCAGCCUACGGUUCUGCAGCCUGCAUCACUGGUUCCUCGUCCUCCAACAGCUCUCAUCCCACAGCCUCAGCAAACCCUGGUACCCCAGCACCAAGCUGCUGUUCUGCCCCUCCUUCAGACCAUGCAGGUGCUGCAGGUCAACCCGGCCACUGCUGCAGCCUCGGGUGUAACAGCUCCUCAGAGCACAAACAAUCCAAGUGUUGUCAUCCUGCAGCAGGCCAGCGCCUGCCCCGCCCCGCAGGUUAUGAGAGAGGACAUUUCGAAUCCCACACCUUGUCAACAUAUAGUAAUCAUCCAAGCCCCCAGUCAGGCUGCGCCUGCUCCUCACAGCUCUCAGCUGAGUAUUGGAUCUUCUCCUCUCCCUGCUGUCACUUCUCAAACACCAACCACAACCAGUUCAGUGACUGUCCCUCCUUUACAAAGUGUGGGAGGAAAGCAGUUGGUACACAUCCUGCCUCGUCCCACCCAGCCUGAGGUAACCCAUCCCCUGCAGGUCAGCCAGGGAUCCUCCUCUACAGCAGUUUCCACAGCCCCACAAACAAUUAAUUUAAAUGGCCAGGUGUUUGCUCUAAAGCCAGUGAAAACCUCAGACAAAAGUGGCUCCCAGAUUGGUCAAAGCACCAUGCAACUGGUCCAACCCACCACCUCUGAGGAGCCUACUACUAAUGUGGCCCUCAACAGCUUAGGGGCCCUUAGUAGUCUGAACCAGAGCAUAUCUCAAGGCCUCCCUCUCUCUACCCAGAGCAGCUGUCAGCUUCCCCCCACAUCAUCCGUUGGUGUUAUAGCACCUGUAUCUGGAGCCACACCUGUACUACCUGCUCAGCAGCUACAGGCUCAGUCUGGUUUAGCCGCUGGUCCCUCAAAGCCUUUGGGAAAAAAGCCCCACACACCUGUAACCACAAAAAGAGCAGCAACUAAAAGGACUAAACCUGUCAAAAAGAAAGAGCCCAAAACUACACAGCUUGUUUUUCCUGCCAAAUCCACUGCUAAUGCUGCUAGUGCUGGAGGAGAGAGCCAGACAGUUCAAAAUACGGCAUCUCAAAUUUUACAGUCUUCAACAACCAUUCAGCCAACAUGCACCACAUCCGCUCGGUCCCAACAUGCUCCAAGCUGCGUUACAUCUAGUCAGAACACACUGCAAACUAUUGUGUGCACUUCAUCCAGCAGCACCUCUGUGUUUAGUCCGAUGAAGGAUAAAAGCUCUGUCUGUGGAUCCCGGAGUGAAUCAGCUACACCUGAGGUCGUCAGUGAAGCUGCCAUUAAGCCAUCUAGUGGUUCAAAUGAGACUAAAGGGACUUCAGUUCCUGUCAGUAGCGGCCCUGCAACCAAACCUUUGGUGUCCGAGGUUAAACAGUUAACUGUUAGUACCACUGCUAUCACAGUGCAAAGCGGGGCGUCGGCCAUCGUUUCUGUUUCUAAACAAAAUAAAUCCAUAGUCACCUCUACGGCUGCCACAGACACUCGGGUAACAUCUGCUGCUGAUUCUGGUCCACCCUUGCCUCCGGUCUGCAUCCAGACCACUGCAUCAGCAUCUCCAAAUAAAAAUACCAACUCAGUCCAACCUGCUGUUCCCCACAAAUCUAAGUUCCAGGAUCAAACAUCUUCCACUAAGCCAGAGUCUCAUCCCAGUAUUUCUCCAUCCCCCACAUCUGUACUUCCAUCACCCACUCCCACUGAGUCAGUUCCAGAGAGCUCUGUCACAGUCUCUACACCCACUGUCGAAAUCAAGAAAAAGGCGACUACAUCUAAAGCUCCUCCACAGCAGACUGAAGUGAGCAUGCCUCAGCCUUCCUUGUCUCAUCCUGUAGAAGCCAAGCCACCUCAGACAGCGAGGCUUGACCGGCCUGCAGGGGAGGAGAGGCCUUCCCCAGCGGCAAGAAAUGAGGGCUUAGUGCGGGUAACGUCUGAAGCUCCCUUAAAAAAGGACUCUACAGUGUCUCAACAGGUUUACACCAACCUGGAUGAGCAAGCAGUGGAGCAGAACAUGACAUCCAACCGCCAGGCUGAUUCUCCAAUGACCACAGGCGGAGCUGGUGGCAGAGGAUUCUCUGUAGCAUCAAUGCUUCCUCAAGGCCAAAGCAUGGGUGCAUCAUCAGGCUCCUUCGGAUCAUUUGCGUUCACAUCUGAGCAGGCAGAGAUGCUCGCCUUGGCGAUGUUGGAGCAAGAGAGCCCCGAGAGAAAAAGCGGAGGUUGCUCGGGGGACAACAGCUCUUCAGCUACAUGGGACUCCCCCAAAACUCCACCAGUAUCCGCCAGCAGAGAAAGAGCCUCAACAGGGCAGCAAGCUAAAAUCUCCAAACUGAUGGACCCCAGUGCAGGUAAACUCGUAGAGGCGUCCGUCAGUGGGCCAAACAGACAGCAGCAAAAUACAGCUUACUCAAAAUCCCAAGCUCUCCCACCAGGACAGUCUCAGAGUACAACCCAAAGUGGGACGGCUCCUAGCCUCAGCGUUAACAACCUGAUCAGACCCAGCAGCUCCAGCCACCAAGCCUAUCCCAGCUCCCCGAGUCUGACCGCCCAGCAAGGGUCGGUUCCUUCUCCAGCUGGGACUUCUACUCAUAUUUCUCAACCGCCAAACAACGCCAUCUCCCCCUGUUCAGGCUCUGCCCAAGUAGAGUACAACACCUUGAAACCGACUUCAAUAAGAAAUCCAUCUGGAAAUGUCGUAGGUGAGAGACAUGUUAAGAUCAUCUCCAAAAGACAGGCUCAAGAGGAAGUGAUGUUGCACACAGGGAAACGCCCUAAACCGUGCCCCCCGACGGGCAACGCGGGGGGUCAUAUGGAUGUGAAAGCACCAGACCACAGUCAGAUGAUGGUGGGACAGCUGCCCCCCACCUCUGCAGCUGUAAUGACCAGGAUUAAUCCAGAAAGUGGAGGCCCUCUCUUCUCCACCAACUCCUUCAUGAGCUUGGUAGUGCGCCCCACAGAUGGUCACUGCUCCACUCAAGGGCCUCCUGAGCAGAACCAGGCAGGUGGGAUUCAUCUGUCACAGGGUCACCCACAGCACGCUGUUAGCCAGCCCAGUCAGCAUCUGGGAGGAAAUCUGUACAUGAAACAGCAGCAGCAGCAGCAACAAGAGCAGCAGAGGCACCAUCUGUAUCACCUGCAGCACCACCUUACUCAAUCUGACCCUGCACAACGCCACUCGAUACACCAGAGGGCACUGCAGGAGCAACAGCAGCAUGUUCAGAAGAAGCGAGGUAUCGUCAGAGGGAAUCAAACCGGAUCCCCCGCUGGCCUGCAGCAGAAGCAGCAUCACCUGGAAAAGACAGGUCUUCAUCAGCAUCCCCAUCAGCAGCAGUCACAGCACCCACAGCAGUCACACCAACAGUCCCAGCAGCAGCACCAACAGCAAACACAGCACCAUCAACAACAGCAGGCCCACCAGCAGCCUCCACCUACCCAGCAUCAGCUUCAGCAGCAGCAGCAGAACUCCCAUCCCAGACAUCCUCAGCAUUUACAGCAGCAGAUCCAACAGCAGCACUUUAGGCAUCAGGAGAAGACAUGUGAGGCCCAAUCAGUGGGCUCCAGGGGCCACCACAACAGCCACUUGGCCCAGCAGGACCACCUCAAGCCUGGUCAGGACCAUAAUGCAAUGCAGAGGAUGAUGAGCUCCAGAAGCUUGGAGCAGCAGCUCAUCUCUCCUACCGCCAACGCAGUGUCUCGUUCAUCCGAGAUGGCAUGUGCACCGUCUCGCCAGGAGCGGCACCGUGUAUCAAACUACUCUGCAGAGGCUCUCAUCGGAAAAAGCUCCACUAGUAGCGAACAACAGCAACGCAUGGCUCUCCUCCUUCAGCCUGGACGUGGCGCCACCCAGGAGCAAACAGACCUCCGUAACUACCUGGAUACAUCACGAGGGAAGGCCGGUAUUACACACAAUGCUCAGAACCGCCUCUCAACGGACCAUUCUUCUUCAGGGGAUCAGCGAAUCUCUGAGUGUCAGUCGUUCAAGGCCAUGGGGGGAGGAGGUGGAGCCCACCAGCUCAGCGGUUUUGAGGCUCAGGUGUCUCGUGGGAGUGACAUGGCCCCCAAGUCGGUGCCUCCCUCUCAGCGUGGUCCGCAGGGGCAGCAGCAGGGAGGAUUUAGGAUGAGUGUUGGCCCCAGUGCGGACGUAAGAAAUCGUGGAAACUACAGCGGCCCCCAUCCUGGCUCUCAGGGGGUACAGGUUGGCCCUGUGCUGCCUCGAGAGCAGGACGGCUGCCACCAGAGUUUCAUGCAGAGCCUCCUUUCCCCCCACCUUCCUGAGCAGAGCAACCAUCAGCGAGCGGUUCAGUGCUGCCCCCCUGUCAGCAUGGAGUACAGCUGUGUGACUGGAAGCUCCACAGGAGACAUCCAGGCCAAGGCCUCCAGUCCCAGCGUGCCUCAGUCUCAGAAGGUUCCAGCUAUGCGACUUGCAGAGGCCAACAAGGGCCACAUUUCUCAGGUCACUAGUAAUAUGCAUGCAGGGCCAGGUGUUCGAGCAGGUCUCCCCCACCCUCCAACCCCACAUAGCAGCUCAGAACCUGGACGCUCAUCCGCCAUCUCCAGACCCCCCACUGCUGUCAGCCAGCAUUCCCGACACAUUCCCAGAGAUGCUCAUCCUGCCAAACUGAGACCCAGCGACAGGCCUCGAUCCGGAGCCCUGCGACCCGCCAACCCUUUUGAAGCUGAGGGCCACUUACCUUUGCCUUCAGGGGGAGGGGUGCUGCUGGGCCGACCUCAGUCUGGAGGAGAGAACCGCCGCAGCACCAUUGUGCGCUUCAUGUCAGACAGCGGACAGGUACCCAGUGAGAAUAACAUUGUCGCUGACCAACACCUUGCACAGAACUUUGGGUUUCCCUUUAUUCCAGAGGGAGGUAUGAAUCCUCCUCCCCCCAUCAAUGCUAACUCCACAUUCAUCCCUCCGGUGAGCCAACAAAGCACCUCCCGCACACCGUCCCUCCUCCCAGUGGAGCCUCAGAACACCUUACCCUCAUUUUACCCUUCUUACUCCCCAGCAGCUCACCCAAGCCUCUCCAGUGAUGUCACCCUCCAGUACUUUCCCAACCAAAUGUUUACAAGCCCGAGCGCGGACAAAGCCAGCGCCCCCCCUCUCAACAACAGAUUCGGCUCCAUCCUCUCCCCGCCACGUCCUGUGGGGUUCGCUCAGGCCAGCUUCCCUCUGCUUCCAGAUAUGCCUCCCAUAGCAUCAUCUGGAAUCACCCCCCACAUCUCUGACUUCAGGCUCACCUCGCUGUUCCCUGAAAUCGCUACCGGCAUGCCAACAGACGGCUCAGCCAUGCCCAUGUCCCCCCUGCUGUCUCUCACCAACACGUCGUCCGCUGACUCUAGCAAGCAACCCAACCGCCCUGCCCACAACAUCAGUCACAUCCUGGGUCAUGAUGGCAGCUCGGCCGUGUGAAUGGUUGCAGCCGGAAUGACGGUUGUUUAGAAACAAACCAUUACGUUUUCUGCUUGAAAUGUGUAUCAAAGGUAAAGCACUUGAUGUGAGGGGAUACGUUUACAUGUCCACUUUAUUUCAGUUUAACAUCUUCUUUGUGACAUAUUUAAUAUCAAAUUAAUCAUUAAAAAAGUUCCUAAGGCUUUCUAAUUUGUGUGGAAAUGUAUGCCCUUCAAUCUCCUUUUUGAAAUGUAAACUGGUUCUGAAGAAAAUUUUGUUUUUUGAUUGUUUUUUGUUGUGUUUUUGGUCAAAAGGAAACCUUCUGCACAGUUACUAAUUUAAUUUACUAACUUAUCAGGUUUUACUGUACAAAUGUUUUCCAAGAGCUAUUUUGUAAAUACUAUUUCAUAUCAAAGUUGCUACAUUAUGUAUUUGUAAGUACAAAAUUGAUAAAUAAAGUUUAUAAUGA